Messenger RNA from Podarcis raffonei (Aeolian wall lizard), 2034 nucleotides. It is a transcript of the gene SLC25A35, whose product is annotated as solute carrier family 25 member 35. The record is from RefSeq and is a predicted model, not a curated record. Bases 615 to 1526 code for a protein of 303 amino acids. The transcript has 5 exons. NCBI's taxonomy places the organism in Eukaryota, Metazoa, Chordata, Lepidosauria, Squamata, Lacertidae.
AGAAUCCUCCCCAGAGACUGGAUCCCAAAUAGCCUGGGAUCCGUUGGCCAGUUGCUUUGAAAAUAACAUUUCCCCCUGCUAGCCUCGCCAAACCCAAAUUAUGCCCCUAUUUGGACCCCUUUCAAAUUAGCACCUCUCAAACCAGUACCUGUUUCCUCCAGCCCUUAAUUCCCCAGUUCCUUGAAUAUCAUUUUUCCCCACCUGGCCCCCAACCCGGAAAAAAGGAAAAUCUAAAAUCGCCAGUCACCCCGCUGCCUCCCACCCCUUCUGAACCCUUAGCGCCUGAAAGUUUCUGGGACCUUUUAGAUUGCCCGUUUCCUCCUUGCUCUAAGCUGACCCUUCCAUAAAUGUAUCUACUCCAUCCUUCACAGCAUCUGUUUCCCUCCAUUUGUCAUCUGCUAAUGCCAGCACUAGUGCUGUUUUGGCCUUCUGGAGACCUAUAACCAAGGUCCAGUGUUUUUUUGGGGGGGUAUAUCCCCCUAAUCCAUCCAGGUCCCUUGUCCCCCUCUCCCCAACUCCUUAUAACACCUGGUCUUCUUCCAUAGAAAACCCACAUCGCCUGCCUUCCCCUCACCCACCCCAACCGUAUUUCUUUCUCCCUCGGCUCCCCAACAAUGGACUUCCUCCUCAGUGGGGUGGCAGCCUGUGGGGCUUGCCUGUUUACCAACCCGCUGGAGGUGGUGAAGACCCGCAUGCAGCUGCAAGGAGAGCUCCGGGCUCCGGGGACCUACACCCGCCAUUACCGCAACGUCUUCCACGCCUUCUACACCAUUGGACGGGUGGACGGCCUGUCAGCUCUCCAGCGCGGCCUCUUGCCCGCCUUGUUUUACCAGUUUGGCUUUAACGGACUCCGCUUGGGCCUCUAUGGGAUCGCCGACACGGCGGGCUACAUUCACGCCUCUGACGGGAGCAUCAGCCUGCUGCGCACCACCGUGGCUGGGGCAUUGUCUGGGGUGGUCAGUGCCACCGUGAGCAGCCCCAUCUAUAUGGUGAAGACCCACAUCCAGGCUCAGUCUGCUGCUGAGAUUGCUGUAGGGCACCAGUACCAGCACCAGGGGAUGCUCCAUGCUCUGGCCAUGAUCCACAAAGAGCACGGCGUGCUGGGACUGUGGCGCGGGUCCCUCUCAGCUGCACCUCGUGUCAUGGUGGGCUCUUCUACACAACUUGCUACCUUCUCUUCUUCCAAAGAAUUCUUUAGCCAACUUGAGAUCUUCCCUAAGGAAAGUUGGCUGCUGGCAUUGAGUGCUGGAAUGACGAGCAGUGUCACUGUGGCUGUCGCCAUGACACCCUUUGAUGUGGCCAGCACCCGCCUCUACAAUCAGCCUGUAGGACCCCGAGGUGAGGGCCUGAUGUAUAAGGGCCUUUUUGACUGCCUCUCCAAAAUCAUCCGUUCGGAAGGUUUCUUUGGGAUCUACAAAGGCCUAGGCGCUUCCUAUUUCCGGAUCGGUCCUCACACCAUCCUGAGCCUCCUCUUUUGGGACCAGCUACGCCAGUCCUACAGUGGCUGGACACAGCAGAAGCGAUGAUGUCAGCUGCGGCGGCCGCUGCCGGCUGCCUACUUAAACUCCCCUCGCAUCUGCAAGGCCAGGGUCGUCCUCCUGCGAUGUUUCUGACCUUGGCUCCGGGGCCACGGUGAGCAUUGCAACCCAUCACGCGGCAGCUGAAUUUGCCCGUGAUUGUUCUCACCAGCUUGGACCUUUCUCUCUUUCGCUGGCUGCACAUUUGGGAAGAUGCUUUAUAUACAUACAUAUAAAUAUAUAUAUAUAUACAUAUAUGCCCACAAAACCCUUCCCCAAAUAGCAAAGCUUGCGGCCGUAGCUUAUCAACCGAGGAGACGAUUGUGUGAGGCGAGUGGAUGGUGAGCGUGUUUUAGGAUUUUUGCACCCAAAGCAGCCCCCUUUCCCCAGGCCAGCCCACCAAGGUGAAGGUAGCCUUCUGUCAGUUGCUUAUUAUGGUCUGCUAAGUCCAUGGCCGGCUGCCCAACAGCCCCAAGCAAGAAGCAAUUAAAGAAAGAUUUGUGGCUGGCCUGCUGAG